This is a messenger RNA of Poecilia reticulata (guppy), 1538 nucleotides long. It is a transcript of the gene gorab, whose product is annotated as golgin, rab6-interacting. The record is from RefSeq and is a predicted model, not a curated record. Lineage: Eukaryota; Metazoa; Chordata; Actinopteri; Cyprinodontiformes; Poeciliidae. Gene Ontology annotation, biological process: non-motile cilium assembly.
GCGUGGCAAUGGUAAACAAAUAUGGCGGAAGUGUUGAGUGUUUCUUUCGAUGUUUCUCUGAGGUUUUCAGUGAUUUUCUCUCUUUAAACCACAGAGUAUUUUUAGCUGGAUGUUUCCGGGGGCUGGUCUCGUUGUGAGGCGGUAGAAUGAGCGGCUGGGCGGGUUUUUCUGAAGCGGAGCUGCGGAGAAUCCAGCAGAAAGACUCCGCUGGCCCUUCUGCCGCUCCCCGCGGUAGGAAGCCUCCGACAUCCAGCCGGAACCGGCAACAGAUGCAGCGGGAGAGAGCGCUUCAGUUAGCCGGCUCACAGACCCUCCCGCCGGGGCAACAGCUCAGCACACCACCGCUGACAAUGGAAAGUCAGCCUCCUGACCAGACAGGAGCUGCUGCUGCCGGACAGGACAAGCAGCAGAAACCCGCUAACAUGAAGCAGAAUAAGGAACAUCUCCCGACAGCAGAGGAGGGGAAAAAGGAGGAGGUUCCUGUGGUGAAAGAGCUGGAGAAGCAGGAGGUGGAGAUGAGAGAAAAGACGCGUCUGGAGCAGCUGCAGCAGGAGCAGAAAGUCAUCGAGGAGAGAAACAAGCUGACCAAAGCUCUUCUGGCUAAAACAAUCGCUGAGAAGUCCAAACAGACCCAAGCCGAGGCGGUGAAGCUGAGGCGGAUCCAGAAGGAGCUGCAGGCGCUCGACGACAUGGUGUCCAGCGACAUCGGCAUCCUGCGGGGCCGGAUAGAGCAGGCCAGCUGGGACUACAGCGCCGCCAGGAAGCGUUAUGAGAAGGCCGAGGCCGAGUACGUGGCGGCCAAGCUGGACCUGCACAGGAAGACGGACGUGAAGGAGCAGCUGACCGAGCAUCUGUACGCCAUCAUCCAGCAAAACGAGCUGCGCAAAGCCUGCAAGCUGCAGCAGCUGAUGCAGGAGCUGCAGCUGCAGGAGGAGCUGCAGCAGCAGCGGGAGGAGGAGCAGAGCCAAGCCGCCGCCGCCACCGCAGAGCCUCAGAGGAACGGCAGCGGUGAGGCGGCAGCGCCAUCAGCCCCCGGCGGCACCAAGGCGCUCCAGCAGGAGGCGCUGGACCAACUGAAUACAGAACCAGACUGUAAACGGUCAGAAAACUGUGACGUGGCUCGACCUUUGACCUCCUGACGCUCCGAGCAGAGGAUCUUCAUCUCACUGAUGUCUUCCUCAUGUGGCUCCAUGACCAGAACCAGCUGAAGUUCUGACCAGAACCGGGUUGACCUCCGCUGCAGCGCCCCCUCCAGGCAGGGCAGGUUUACCUGGAGGACUGCAGGUGUUUCAGGAAGUCACUGGUUUAAAGGAAACUUCUGGAUAUUUUCUGCUUGGAGUCACUUUAUAUCCACUGCAAAAACAUAAACUGACCAAGUUUUUCUAGUUCAGAUGUUUUAGUUUAUCUGAAAUAAAAUAAAACCAACAAGUAACAGUUCAGCUACAAAUAUAAGUUAAAGUUGAUAAUUUCUUAAUAUUGGUGAAAAAGUUCUGGUUCCACUGAUGGAUUAUUUCACUUAUUGGAUGGAAAAAAGUCUC